Messenger RNA from Gracilinanus agilis (Agile Gracile Mouse Opossum), 3723 nucleotides. It is a transcript of the gene SART3, whose product is annotated as spliceosome associated factor 3, U4/U6 recycling protein. The record is from RefSeq and is a predicted model, not a curated record. The coding region runs from base 1 to 2916 and encodes 971 amino acids. Lineage: Eukaryota; Metazoa; Chordata; Mammalia; Didelphimorphia; Didelphidae. The transcript is spliced from 19 exons. Gene Ontology annotation, molecular function: RNA binding; protein binding. Gene Ontology annotation, biological process: RNA processing.
AUGGCGGCGGCAGCAGCUGCGGCGGCCGCUUCUGGGUCCCGGGCGGAGUCGGCAGCGGUAUCGGCGGCGGCGGCGGUACCAGAGGAGACGGAGGACGAGGAGGCAGCGGCGGCCUUAGCCGUGAGGGCAGCGCGCGGGCGCCCUGAGCACGAGGCGCAUUCGGAGGACUCGGGCGGGGGCGGCGACGGCGUGGACGAAGAUGAGGACGAUGAUCUGGGUUGCUCCUCGGCGGAGGACGACGAGGACGAUGAUGACGACGAUGAGGAGAAGGAGAACGAGGCGGAAAUCCAGCGGCUGGAGGAGCAGCUUUCCAUCAAUGCCUUUGACUAUAAUUGCCACGUGGACCUGAUAAAGCUGCUUCGGCAAGAAGGGGAACUUAUCAAGCUGAGAAGAGCUCGCCAGAAAAUGAGUGAACUUUUUCCUCUUACUGAAGAAAUCUGGCUGGAUUGGUUGAAGGAUGAGAUCAAGAUUGCCUCAGAUGGUUCAGAUCGGGAGAAAGUAUAUGAACUCUUUGAGCGAGCAGUGAAAGACUAUAUUUGUCCUGAAAUUUGGCUGGAGUAUGCCCAGUAUUCAAUUGGUGGGAUUGGUCAAGAAGGUGGUAUUGAGAAAGUUCGUUCCAUAUUUGAAAGAGCCCUCACCGCUGUUGGCUUACACGUGACCAAAGGAGCAGCCAUGUGGGAGGCCUAUCGGGAGUUUGAGAAUGCAAUUCUGAAAACAGUCCAGCCCUCUCCUGGCCGUGUCCCGACAUGUAAGCAGCAGCAGACCCUGGCUCUACAGCUUGAGAGAAUCCACACACUCUUCCGCCGCCAACUGGGCGUCCCACUUCUAGACAUGGAAGCCACCUAUGCAGAAUAUGAGGAGUGGUCCAAUGACCCAAUCCCGGAGUCCGUCACACAGAACUAUAAGAAAGCGCUACAGCAAAUGGAGAAGUAUAAACCCUAUGAAGAGGCCCUGUUGGUAGCAGAGACACCAAAGCUAGCCGAGUAUCAAACAUACAUUGAGUUUGAGUUGAAAGCUGGCGAUCCUGCUCGUAUUCAGUUAAUCUUUGAGCGUGCACUGGCUGAGAACUGCCUUGUUCCAGACUUGUGGGCCCGUUAUAAUCAGUACCUGGAUCGGCAGUUGAAAAUGAAGGAUCUGGUCUUAUCUGCACAUGACCGUGCUGUUAGAAACUGCCCCUGGACAGUUGGACUCUGGAAUCGGUACCUCUUAGCCAUGGAAAGACAUGGAGUUGCCCAUCAGAUUGUUUCUGAUAACUUUGAGAAAGCACUGAAUGCUGGCUUUAUUCAGGCCACAGAUUAUGUGGAGAUCUGGCAGGCGUACCUUGAUUACCUGAGGAGAAGAGUGGAUUUUAAACAAGAUUCGAGUCGAGAGCUGGAGGAAUUGAGGGCCGCCUUUGCUCGAGCGCUGGAGUAUUUGGAACAAGAAGUGGAAGAGCGUUUUAGUGAGAGUGGAGAUCCAUCCUGUACCAUAAUGCAGAAUUGGGCAAGAGUGGAGGCUCGCCUUUGUAACAAUAUGCAGAAAGCUCGAGAGCUCUGGGAUAGCAUCAUGACAAAAGGAAAUGCAAAAUAUGCUAACAUGUGGCUGGAGUACUACAACCUGGAACGGGCACAUGGGGACACCCAGCACUGUCGGAAGGCUUUGCAUAGGGCUGUUCAGUGUACCAGUGACUACCCGGAACACGUCUGCGAAGUGCUGCUCACGCUUGAGAGGAUCGAAGGUACUCUCGAAGAUUGGGACACAGCAGUUCAGAAAACUGAAAAUCGAUUAGCCCGAGUUAAUGAGCAGAGAGUCAAGGCUGCCGAGAAGGAAGCUGCCCUUGCCCAGCAGGAAGAGGAAAAGACUGAGCAGCGCAAGAGGGCUCGGGCAGAAAAGAGGGCCUCCAAAAAGGUGAAGAAGACCAAGGCUGGGGACAAGCGGAAGGCGGAUGAAGAUGAGGAGGACCAGUGGGGGGAUGAAGAAGAAGAACAGCCCUGCAAGCGACUGAGAGCUGGAGAGGCAGAAUCCAUGAGCCUAGAGGUGGGGCUCUUUGGGAGGAGCGAAUCUACAGAAGUGGACCCCCCUUCCAAACAGAAGGAGAGAGCAGCUGCCAUCAGGAAGGAGAUGCCCAAAGUGUUCCACGAUAGCAAUAAAGACAACAUCACUGUGUUUGUCAGCAACUUGCCCUAUGGCCUGGGGGAGCCCGAUGUCAAGCUCAGGCCCCUCUUUGAGCCCUUCGGGGAGGUCACGGAGAUCCGCCCCAUCUUCAGUAACCGUGGGGACUUCCGGGGCUACUGCUAUGUGGAGUUUAAGGAGGAGAAGGCAGCCCUGCAAGCCCUCAGCUUGGACCGGAAGACGGUGGACGGAAGGCCAAUGUUUGUUUCACCUUGUGUGGACAAGAACAAGAACCCAGACUUUAAGGUGUUCAGGUACAGCACUGCCCUGGAAAAGCACAAGCUGUUUAUCUCGGGUUUGCCCUUCUCCUGCACAAAAGAGGAACUUGAAGACAUCUGCAAAGUUCAUGGAAAUGUGAAAGACCUCAGGCUGGUCACCAACCGUGCCGGGAAACCAAAGGGGCUUGCCUAUGUAGAAUAUGAAAAUGAGUCGCAGGCUUCUCAGGCCGUGCUGAAAAUGGAUGGGAUGACUGUCAAACAGAACGUCAUUAAAGUGGCCAUCAGUAAUCCUCCUCAAAGAAAGCUGCCUGACAGGCCGGAGCCAGGGAGGGCCUUGGGAGCCAUGGUGCCGCGGCAGGUCUAUGGCGCGCGGGGUAAGGGGAGGACCCAGCUCUCGCUCUUGCCUCGGGCGUUGCAGCGCCCCAACAAUCCUGGCCCUAAGACUGAGAAUGGGACAUUCCAGACCCCACCUGGACCCUCUUCUACACCCACAGAGGCACCCAAGAUGUCAAAUGCUGACUUUGCCAAGAUGCUCCUGAAAAAGUGAAUCGGACUCUACGGGAAAUGUGAAAAUGCCUUUUAGGAAGCCAUUUUGUGUCCUUAUUUCUGCUAGCAAGGGGGAUCCCCCAUCAUUCCCUGUAAAUACUACUUUGUCCUGUUAGGUCCACCACAGUCCAGUUUGGGGCUGUACGUACCAAGUCAGAGGGCUCUUUGGUGUUGACUCAGACAGAAGGCUGGUGGGUUUAAAUGGCUUUAAAUGAUCCCUCAUAUUGAGGGUAGGUGACAUGAGGGAAGUGUUCACUUUACAGAUGGGCAUGGGGUGAAGUUUCCUAAGUGGUUUCUUUGUCUUAAAAGAAUGUAAGGAAUGGAGUAGGGCAUAAGCUUCGCUCAUCUCAUUGGGGUAAUUUCCCGUUUACCUGAUACUUACUUCCUACCCCGCGGAGCAGACCGGCCUAUCAUUCUUGGCAAAGACAAAAUGGCAGAUGCUCAGAAUUCACCACAAUGGCCUAUUUUGGUAGGGGAGGGAGAAGUUAGAGAAAAGGGGGUUGGCUUGAUGUUCUGUUCAAAGUGGUCUAUGUUUUUAUAUUGUGUAUUUGUAAAUGACAUGUCGAACCCUUAUUUUUAAGUUUCCUAACAUUGGGAGACCAGAGAUGUUUGUUUUGUAUUCAGAAUUGUGUGUGCUGCCACUGGUGGGUCACGUCCACUUGGUCUGCCCAAGGAACUGGACUCCUCCUUGUCGAGACCCUCCCUUUCACUCCCUUGGUUCUGUUUCUAUAUGAUGUCAAAUGCAAACUCCAGUUCUCCAUUUAACUUCACUUAUUAAACUGAAGUUCUCUUUAAAAGAGCUUUUGCA